Messenger RNA from Ogataea parapolymorpha DL-1, 5259 nucleotides. Its product is annotated as Nucleolar protein, component of the small subunit (SSU) processome containing the U3 snoRNA. Gene Ontology annotation, biological process: maturation of SSU-rRNA from tricistronic rRNA transcript (SSU-rRNA, 5.8S rRNA, LSU-rRNA); positive regulation of transcription by RNA polymerase I. The transcript has a single exon. The coding region runs from base 1 to 5259 and encodes 1752 amino acids. Gene Ontology annotation, cellular component: t-UTP complex; small-subunit processome; 90S preribosome. The record is from RefSeq and is a predicted model, not a curated record. Gene Ontology annotation, molecular function: snoRNA binding. NCBI's taxonomy places the organism in Eukaryota, Fungi, Ascomycota, Pichiomycetes, Pichiales, Pichiaceae.
AUGUCUCUUCUAGAACAGCAGCUUUCUGCCAUUGCACAGAACACCCAAACUGUGGCACUAGAUAGAAAGAAGCGAUCAAAAAUACAUUCUGUCUCGUUCAUCUAUAGCUCCCAGGAGGCUGCCACGCAAGACUACGAGACAAUAUAUUAUGAAGCACUUGAAGCUCUUGGUCGUCUGGAGCAAAUCGACAAGCGCUUUGGAAAGUUCAGACUAUCAAUUUUCAGUGAAACAUCGAUAGGUAUUGACAGACAGAUUCAAUCUCAAAAGCAAAACGAGAAUCUAGACAAGACAAUAAAUGCCUUUCUAUCUUUGGUUGCACCAUACUGGCAUCUGGCCAUCGCUCUCAGAGCCUCUGAGUGGCUACUGAGAAGAUUCCAAAUAAAUUAUCAUAAUGCUGAGCAUCUUCUCUUAACUACACUUCCAUAUUAUAAAGAGCCUGUGUUCGAGAGAGUGUUAUAUGUUUUGCCAAAAAUGCCAUUGUUGUUCCAAUGGCUCUCUGCAUUUAAAAAGGCAAAUAACAAGCUACCUUCGAGAAACAGUAUAAUCAAGGCGUUCACAGAUACAGAUUUUUACAAUUUGUACUCCAAAUUUCUCGGCGAAGAAAUUGCGAAGAACAAUCAAUAUCGGUUGCAGCUUGUUUUCUUUGUCAGUAUGACGAUCUCUGCGCUCGCUGCCUUGUCAUCUGAGAACUCAGUCAAGUUGGUUGAUUUUGUUCCUCAUGUACUCACUAUUUGUGGGUCUCUUCUUGUAUCGCAAGAUCAGGACUCGAAAGUCGGUGGCUACACGAUCAUGGCGGUCUUAUCGUCUGCAGUUCCUCUUUCUAAAGAAGUUCUCAUGGCAUCCAUCGAAACUAUUCUCAUUCACGUUCAGUUCGACAAUAAAAGGUCACAGACACAGGCAUUUACCAGCAUCCUCAAACUAUACCAGGCAGUGCAUACCAAUCCAUUAGACUCGCUUCCUCUUUCUAUUUUCAAUCGGAUGCCUGAAUUUCUGGACGAAGAAUCUCCUUACUUUGGACUCAUAAAUCGGUCCCAGGACACUAACUUUGUGUGUUCCUAUCUGAUAACAUUAAUACUCAAUCAAAAAUUGGACGACAGAGCCGCAGCCACAAGUUGCCUCUUUUCUUUCAAUUUCGAGCAGACUCAAGCCUUGUGCAAGGCAAUCUUUGAUAAUCUGAGUGUUCAUGACACAUCUGUAUAUGUGCACAUCCUGAAGCACAUCAAGAAUCAGUCUCCAGAGUGGUUCAGUGAAUUAUUGGAUGCAAAUGGAGUCAGUAUGGAUCAAUUAGAAAUGUCCCUCCAGACAACUUUCUCCGAACCUCAGGAAAAUGACACGCAAGAACCACUUGAGGAAGACAACGGAUCUAUCGCCUUAGACGAGGAUUUGGAGUCGGUGAAAAAUUCCUUUGCAUCGUACAUGCAAUAUGGUGCUCAAAUAGAUACGGAGUUCUCUCUAUUGCUAAAUCACUAUAUGAAAUCCAUGCUAAAGGGCUCCACCAACUCGUUCCUUUCUUCGUGCUUUGGAGAUAUAGCACCUUUACUCACUUUUCUUCUACGUGUGUCUUUCUUGCAAAACAUUCCGCUCAAGGCAAGAACAUAUGCUCUCAAAUUAGUCUCUGCCCAGAUUCGAUCAUUGGACGCAAAGUUUAAUGUUAACAUUUUGAUCCCUAUUCUUUCUGCACUGCUUCUGGAUGUGAAUAGACUCAUCCGCUCCAAUGCACUGGAGAUCUUCAAACAGGCCAACUUGAGAUCUGCAGGAAAGGAAUCCAUUUUGGAGACAACAUUGUAUGGGGAUUCAACUAAGGAAAUUUCCAUGGUGUCCCCAAAAGUCGGUCAUAUACUUGUCGAAAAUAUAAUCGAGAAAGCUGCCGACAUAAGUACAACUGUGGACCAAUUUGGAAAGCUAUUUGUAUCUUUAGUCGGCGAGAAGAAAACGGGACCAAUCAUUUUGGCAUUCUUUGCUUCGCAUGCAAACAUCAUCAUGUUGCCAGCUCCGAAGCUCCAACUGAUCAGACUGGUUACUGACGCCGCAAAAGCAACAAAAGGAGCAUUGCCUCCAUCCCAAAUCUUGGAAAAGGUUUUGAAGUCUUUUGUUAUCGAAAGAGAGGUUUGGAGGUCAAAAUGUAUAUUUUCAGGUGUUGAUUACGCGGACUUCGAGAAUCAGAUUGUUCGUAUCGUUUCAGAAAAAGAGCACAACGACACUGCCAUCAAAUUCCUUGAGGAAGCCCUUAACAGCUCUUCUGAGUCUUUAUCGAAUGCUGCAGCUACCAGACUUACCGAAUUGCUUCCGACGUUCAAGUUUGAGCAUCAGAUCCGCAUCGUCAAAACAAUAAUCAGUGCAGGAUUAUCAGAAGAUGAUACCACUAUUUGCUACGAUGCAGUCGAGCUACUGGAAUCGCUGACUUUACCAAACAACUUAUUUGUGCAAAUUUUGAAAGAUUCGUCUCUCAGCAACUCAUCAGAACAGCAGUCCAAUAUUCCUAAACGAAGAAGGAGAUCAUCUGCAUCAACUAGGCAAGCAAUGAAGGAACAAGAGGUUUCUUUCAUGGCUUCCACACAUUUGAAGAAAGUCACGAUGAUACUGGACGUUUUGGAAAAAGAAAGUAGAGAAAACUUCAAAGGCUCAUUCGAGUUGUUGAAAUUGCUGUUCGAUAUCCUAGAUGACUUGGAAACCUUGGGAACUGACGGAAAACUGCCAAUUUUGUAUUCUGAGGAGACACUAGCUUCUUGCAUGACAAACGUGAUAAAGUCCUUGGAUAAGACCCAAAUGAAGAGUAAGGAGAUCACCUCGAUUCGUGCGGACAUUGUUGUCUCAGCAAUCAGAUCUUCAAGCUCGCCACAGGUCCAAAACAAAUUACUUCUGGUGGUUGCUGCGCUGGCAGCAUUUUCUCCAGAACUGAUAUUACACUCUGUGAUGCCGAUAUUCACCUUUAUGGGUGCACACACAAUUAGACAGGAUGAUGAGUUUUCCUUCCACGUUGUUGAACAGACAAUUUUAUGCGUGGUCCCAGCCUUAGCCGAAGCUACUACUUCGGAAAUGGUGGAAGAAGUUGAAUUCUUGCUUACUUCUUUUGUGAGCGCUUUCCAGCAUAUUCCUCGUCACAGAAGAGCCAGACUAUUCACGACAUUGGCUAAAACUCUUGGUAGCUCUAGCUCGAUUCACCUGAUUUUGUUCUUGUGCGGUCAGCAAUACGCAAACGCCUACGCCAAACACAAAAUGGGCGAUUGUUCUGCGUUGACAGACUUUUCAUGCUCUUUCUUGCAAAACUUCAAGGUCGAAGAACAGUUAGAGGCCAUUCAGAAGUUCCUUGAUCAUUGGAAAAAGGUUCCUGAAGAACCAGUGGACAAGGAAUCACCUAUAUUUACGGAACUAAGCUCUAGAGUCAUAUUUGGACCUGCCCUUGUGGCAUUAAACAAAUCCGAGUUAUUCAACUUGAGAAAGUGCCUGCUCUCCUUCUUGAGACACACCAUUUCCGAUGCCAAGGACAUCAAUGGAAUUUCUAGAUUGAGACUGAAGAUUGCUUCUGCCUGCCUUCAAGGUGGCGAUCCUCAGCCACUGCUCAACAGUUUCGCCAAAUUGGUGCAAGAUGUGCUUGAGAUUAUCGACUCUCAUCAUCAGGAGAUCGAAGAAGUGGAGAUAAUGCAUAAACUUUACAAACUGCUCAAUGAUAUUUUGAGUCUGCUUCCUAUCGAACAUUUCGUGGACUCUAUAUCCAACAUUCUGUCUUCUCCACAUGCUUCAUUGAAAACUCUGAUCCACAUCACUUCUCUCACGGCAUUCAAAUUCAGUUCCGAGCACGUCGAGGAUCCAAAUGCUCACGAAGGAAUUGUCCAUCUGCUUCCUCUUCUUUUGUCCAUGAUAAGCUCGCAAAGGGACGUCGAACUAUCACAGACUUCACUCGAUACGCUCUCUAGUCUGUUCCAAAAAUACACCAUUCACAUCGACUCGUCGCUGUAUUUGCAAACAUUGGAUGUUGUUACCUCCUCAGCAGGUUUGCUCAAUGGCGCCCCGGAGAUUGUGGUUUCGUCGAUCAACUGCAUUACCAAUGUGAUCAGCAUCAUCGGAGUUAAAAUGAUUGGCUAUUUUACCAAAAUUCUGCCUCCACUCUUUGACAUCUUCGAGAAAACAGACGAAAAUACCGCCCCAUUAGUUCAAACUGCAACGCUUGUUCUCUUUACCAGUUUGGUCAAAAAGAUGCCAUCGUUUGUCACUCCUAAUUUGGCGGACAUGGUCAAAAUUGUUUUCCGUUCGUCUCAAGUUGCAGACUCUGUUCGUACGUCUGUGCUGACGGUUAUGGUGGAUCAUAUGGACGGUAGAACUUUGCUACUUACAUUCUGUUCACUCUGGAAAUAUGCCUCCAAGCUUGACGUGAUUGCAAUCGGCCUUCACCUGUCUGCUAUGGAGAUGGUGAUAGAGAAAAUUGACAAAAAAACGGCAGUCAGCAAUUCGGGUGCAUUCGUGAAAUUCCUCUUGCUAGCCCUGGAAUACCGAGCUGAUACUGAUUUGGAAAUCAACACAGUGAAUAGAAUUGAGGCCUCAGUUCACAAGUGUGGUCUGCAGUAUGUGCUCAAGCUGAACGACAAAACCUUUAGACCGUUAUUCGCCUCGAUUGUGAGGUGGGCAUUCGAUGGUGAAGAUGUGACCACUUCGAUCACCGAAACAGACAGGCAUAUUGCGUUUUUCAAACUUUUCAACAAGUUGCAAGAGAACCUCAAAUCUAUUAUCACCUCCUACUACGCAUACCUGGUGGACUCUGUUGAAUCGCUGCUAUACAAGUUGCAAAAAACCGACCAGAUCAAUUUGAAAAGAUUGGUGUUACUCUCGUUGGCAUCAUCGUUCAAGUAUGACCAGGAUGAGUACUGGCACUCAGAAACAAGAUUCACGCCAAUUUCAGCAGCUCUGUGCUCUCAAUUCAGUACGAUCGAAGACUCCAUUGGGAAGUAUCUGGUUAGAGCGGUGACAAGUCUCGUGCAAGCAACUAGUUCAUCGGACGAGCACAACAAAACUAUCAAUAGUCUGCUUCUGAGCCAUAUGAAGGCCACUUGUAAGCCUAAGGAGAAACUCUGGGCAGUGAGGACAUUGAAAAAUAUUUACAAGAAAGUCGGAGAGAGCUGGCUUGGAUUGCUUCCUCAACUGGUUCCAAUUGUUGCCGAAUUAUUGGAAGAUGAUGAUGAGGAAGUAGAGAUGGAGGUGCGGACUGGUCUUGUGAAGGUUCUAGAGCAGACCAUGGGAGAGCCUUUAGACAGAUAUCUCGACUAA